Messenger RNA from Phyllotreta striolata, 1332 nucleotides. NCBI's taxonomy places the organism in Eukaryota, Metazoa, Arthropoda, Insecta, Coleoptera, Chrysomelidae. The record is from the annotation of a GenBank genome assembly.
AUGGCAUCCGAAAAAGGGGACGUUUCGGUCGAUGUGAACGGAGACAUCGACAUCGAUAAGGUGGUUAAUGAAGAAUUAGCGGCCAAGGAGAACGCCACUGCCACCGAGAAUCUUUCCAAGCGCAGACCCAAGAAAAUCAACAGGCAGAAUUCCAGGGAGGGAGCCGUACCAACGGGCUUCGUUCAAGGACCGAGGUCUUGGAAGAACAGUCGCAGGUCCCGAAACGGUUACGGCAGAGGCCUCCCCAAGAAGAAGGGGGCGGGCGGUAAGGGCGUUUGGGGCCUGCCCGGCUCCGAGCUGUUGGAAACCUACGAGGACGUGGACGAUCCCAAUUUCGACGCGGAAAACAUGAGCAACGGUGAUAUCGAACUGAAAGCGGUCGUACCUGAAGUUUCUAACGAUGAAAUACGAAAGAAACUGGAGCCCAUUGUACUCGAAUAUUUCGAGAACGGCGACACACACGAAGCCAUGCUCUCUAUCGAAGAGCAAAUACCUCUCAAUCGCAGGGAUUCUUUGGUCGAGCAGUUGAUCGAAAUUGCCAUGGAUCAUAAACCCUCUCACAGGGAGAUGACGUCGGUAUUGAUUUCCGAUUUGUUCCCUUACACGAUAAACGAAUCUGACAUCAGCAAAGCCUUUGAGAAUUUGCUGGCCAAUUUGAACGAUUUGAUUCUGGAUAUUCCGGACGCCCCGACGGUCUUAGGCAACUUCAUCGCCCGUGCCAUCGCCGAUGAUUGCAUUCCCCCCAAAUUCUUAAUCUCCACCAAGGAGAAGAGCGACAAUAAGGACUUCCAAGAGGCUCUCAGCAGAGCGGACAUUUUACUUUCUAUGAAACACGGCCUAGUGAGAUUGCACAACGUUUGGGGAGUCGGUGGAGCUCUGCGACCGGUGAAGGCCCUGACUCGCCAGAUGUACUUGCUGCUGCAGGAGUUUCUAUCGUCCAGUGACAUAAACGAGGCCAGCCGUUGUCUGAGAGGCUUGGAAGUACCGCACUUCCAUCACGAGCUCGUCUACGAAGCGAUCGUAAUGGCAAUGGAGGCGAACAGCGCCGUCAAAGAGGAGUCGCUGUGCAACCUGCUGAAGGCCUUCUCGGACGCCAUACUGAUCACUCCGGAUCAGAUGGAACGCGGAUUUCUGAGGGUGUUCGACGAUCUUCCAGAUAUUUCCAUGGACGUUCCGUUGGCAUACAUUAUAUUAGAUAGAUUCGUGGAGCGUUGUCAGUCGUUUGGUUUUCUUACGGAGAACGUGAUUAAGAAAAUGCCGUCGCGCGGGCGCAAACGUUUUGUGUCCGAAGGCGACCAGCAAUUCAUCAAGAAUCAUAAAAUUGAUCAUUAA